AUGGCCGACCUGUACGAACCGUUAGGUAUGUUCCCAGCCUUUUCUUGGCUAAGGCGACAUCUUUUUGAAAAUCUGUCUUGACAUUUUUCGAGCAAAAGAGAGAGUUGACUCUUUGGGUCAAGUGUUUCUCUUGAUCGCUCUUGUGUUGUUUCAAUAGAAAUAAGGUGACAGGUAGGUCGCAUGUGGCCUAAAAAUCCAUAUUUCAAUCAUUUUGGUCUUUUCCCCUAAGGCAGUCGCGAGUUUUGAUUAAAGGAAGACUUGACCAAAAGUCAAGAGUUACUUUGCGGUUUUGAAAGGUAAAACAAAUUUGAAAAAGGCCAAGAAAAAUCAAGAAGGCCCUUGGAUAUUAUAUCGCUCUCAAAAAUCUCUUGCCAUAACGUUUUUCCGCCUAGAGCAACAGUUGACUCAAAGUGUCAAGUCUUACCCUCUCUGCCGAUUUCUGCAGUUUUUGAUCAAAAAAGUGUAAACUUUGACUAUCCAUAAGUUUUCAGGUAACGUGGAUGGCCCCGCACCUGCUCCCGCACAACCGCCCCCGCCUCCGCCGCCGCCUCCACCGGAAGCCGCAGCCGCUGCAGGUGCGGGCGGCGAGUACGAGGUCCCGAACUUUGGCCCGGGCACCCUCAACAACGCACCACCACCGCCCGCAAGACCCGGUCCUCCGCCUCCGCCGCCUGCACCGGCCGCUGAACCGUGAGCUUUGCAGUUUUGAGGGGUCUAGGUCAUGGAUAAUAUAAAAAGUGGCGAGAAUUGGGGAGAAAAUGUGUUGUAGAGCGAGAAUACGAUCUGGGAAACUAUUUUUUAGACAGCAUGUUGGAUUUUCAACUAAUUUUAGGCGUAAAAUUUAAAAUUUUGAUUUUCCCGCCAUCUUUGGCAUUCUGUUGCAACAUCAAAUUUUUAAAUAUAAGUGAUGAAAUACAAUAAUAACAAACUUUAUUUAUACGUAUUUUACAAUUUUUUUGAAGUUUAGUUUUAAAUUUAAUUUUUCCCGCCAAUUUUGGCAUUGUGUCUGAAGGCCUGAAAUUGACAAUAUUGAAAUAACAAUUGAGAAAUAAAUGGAAGAAAGUGUUGAGAAAGGCAUAUUUUACAAUUUACAACCACUUUUCAGCGACGAAGAGACGGAUUUGCGUUCAGCCAGCCAAAAGGACAAGGAAGAUGCAGGAUCCCACAAGAAUAAGCAGUCCAACAAGGUUUGUAGUCUUACUUUCUUGGAUAAUUGACGACGUGGUCAAAGUCUUUGAGUAUAAAGACCUUUCUUAUACUGUACGAUUUUAGGGAACGAAGAAGCCCAGUAACGAGGAGACGUUUGCGAGUGCAGUCAAGUCUCCAGCCGGCAAACCGAAGAAAAAGGUAAGAGAAUCUAAAUAGCCUUGCAGCGCUUAUAUUUACCGAUUUUUCCCACGAACCGGCUGCUUUGGGCAUAAGUUACAUUUUAUACGCUUAAAGAUGCAUUUUUCACACUAAAAUGGCAAGACAUAGAUAACAAAUUAGAUUUUAGUGUUUAAAAAUGCAUGAAAAGUGUUUUAAUAGACAUGAAAUUUGAUAAUUUAGCGAAUUUGGGAUAUGUGACAUUUUAUACGAUGAAAGGUGUUUUGACUAAACAGUUGGAUUACUGGUAGGAAAUUUCUUAUCAUACCUUGGAAACGUGUUUAAAUAGUCUUUUUAACCUUUAAAUUUAAUAAUCUGGCAAAUUCGGCCGUGGUGACAUUUUGUACGAUGAAAAGUUUUUGCUCAGCCAUAAAAAUUUUACAUGAUUUUUGGUAAAUAUAGAAGUUCAAGGUCUCAAUUCUUUUUUUGGCAACAUUAAUUUGAUCUUAUGCACUGCAAUUUGCCUAUUUUCAGCCCAAAAAAGGAAGCAGUCGCGACGUUGGGAUCAUCCUGGUGGUCACCAUUAUCGCCAUCCUUUUGAUGUGCGGCAUUGCCUACGGCAUUCUUCAUGUCACCGAGAACCUCACCAAGGACAUUUUCACCGUCUUCUAG
Molecule: messenger RNA, 1977 nt
Organism: Bursaphelenchus xylophilus (pine wood nematode)
Lineage: Eukaryota; Metazoa; Nematoda; Chromadorea; Rhabditida; Aphelenchoididae
Source: the annotation of a GenBank genome assembly